Balaenoptera acutorostrata (minke whale) is the source of this 21223-nucleotide messenger RNA. It is a transcript of the gene OBSCN, whose product is annotated as obscurin, cytoskeletal calmodulin and titin-interacting RhoGEF. The record is from RefSeq and is a predicted model, not a curated record. Gene Ontology annotation, molecular function: ATP binding; protein kinase activity; protein binding. Gene Ontology annotation, biological process: protein phosphorylation. Lineage: Eukaryota; Metazoa; Chordata; Mammalia; Artiodactyla; Balaenopteridae. The transcript has 98 exons. Bases 1 to 21138 code for a protein of 7045 amino acids.
AUGGAGCCCAAGGUGGUGUUUGCCAAGGAGCAGCCGGCACGCAGUGAAGUUCAGGCCGUGGUGGGGUCCAGUGCCACACUGAGCUGCGAGGUGGCCCAGGCCCAGACGGAGGUGACGUGGUACAAGGACGGAAAAAAGCUGUGUUCGAGCUCGAAAGUGCGUGUGGAGGCCACGGGCCGAGUGCAGCGGCUGGUGGUGCAGCAGGCGGGCAAGGCAGACGCCGGGGAGUACAGCUGCGAGGCCGGGGGCCAGAGCGUCUCCUUCCACCUGGAUGUCACAGAGCCCAUGGUGGUGUUUGCCAAGGAGCAGCCAACACGCAGUGAAGUGCAGGCCAUGGCGGGAGCCAGUGCCACGCUGAGUUGCGAGGUGGCCCAGGCCCAGACGGAGGUGAUGUGGUACAAGGAUGGGAAGAAGCUGAGUGCGAGCUCAAAAGUGCGUGUGGAGGCCAAGGGCUGCACCCGGAGGCUGGUGGUGCAGCAGGCAGGGAAGGUGGAUGCUGGAGAGUACAGCUGUGAGGCCAGGGGCCAGAGGGUUUCCUUCCACCUGGAUGUCACAGAGCCCAAGGUGGUGUUUGCCAAGGAGCAGCCGGCACGCAGUGAAGUGCAGGCCGUGGCGGGGGCCAGUGCCACGCUGAGCUGCGAGGUGGCCCAGGCCCAGACGGAGGUGACGUGGUACAAGGACGGAAAGAAGCUGAGUUCGAGCUCAAAAGUGCGUGUGGAGGCCAAGGGCUGCACCCGGAGGCUGGUGGUGCAGCAGGCGGGCAAGGCAGACGCCGGGGAGUACAGCUGCGAGGCCAGGGGCCAGAAGGUCUCCUUCCACCUGGAUGUCACAGAGCCGGAACUUGAGCCCCCGACCCUGGAGAGACCCAGACGCAGGGAACCUCUGGUGAUCAGGGAACACGAGGACAUCGUCCUGACAGCCACGCUGGCCACACCCACUGUGGCCGCGGUGACGUGGCUCAAGGACGGUGUGGAGAUUCGCAGCAGCAAGCGGCACGAGAUGGCCAGCCUGGGGGACACCCACACCCUGACUGUGCGUGACGCGCAGACCCUGGACAGUGCCGUCUACAGCUGCCGCCUGGGUGCAGAGGAGCAGGACUUCCCGGUGCAGGUGGAAGAGGUGGCUGCCAAGUUCUGCCGUCCCCUGGAGCCCGUGAGCGGGGAGCUGGGCGGCACAGUGAAGCUGGUCUGCGAGCUGAGCCCGGCGCAGGCCCAGGUGGUGUGGCGCCGCGGGAGCACGCAACUCCGGGCCGGCAAACGCUUCCAGAUGGCGGCCGCGGGGCUUCAGCGCUCGCUCACUGUGUCGGGCCUGCGGGCAGAGGAUGCGGGGGAGUACGUGUGCGAGAGCCGCGAUGACCACACCAGCGCCAUGCUCACCGUGAGCGUCCCCCGCGUGGUCAAGUUCACGUCUGGGCUGAGCGCGGUGGUCGCGGAGGAGGGCUGCGAGGCCACCUUCCAGUGCAUGGUGACUCCCAGCGACGUGGCGGUGACGUGGUUCCGGGAUGGCGUCAAGCUACAGUCCAGCGAGAAGUUGCUCAUAUCGCAGAAGGGUGCCAGCCACAGCCUGACUAUCUUGGGCCUGGCCCUGGAGGAUGCCGGCCAGAUCACCGCGCAGGCUGAGGGCAUCAAGACCGUGGCUGCCCUCCGGGUCCGAGAGGCCCCGGUGUUGUUCAAAAAAAAACUGGAGCCACAGACUGUGGAGGAGCGGAGCUCGGUGACCAUGGAGGUGGAGCUGACGCGGCCAUGGCCGGAGGUCAAGUGGACACGCAACGCCGCGGCCCUGGUGACAGGCGAGAACGUGGAGAUCCACGCCGAGGGCUCAAGUCACCGCUUGGUUCUCCGCAGUGUGGGUUUCGCUGACCGUGGUUUCUAUGGCUGCGAGACGGCAGAUGAUAAGACGCAGGCCAAGCUGACUGUGGAAAUGCGCCAGGUCCGGCUGGUGCGGGGCCUGCAGACAGUGGAGGCGCAGGAGCAGGGCACAGCCACAAUGGAAGUAGAGCUGUCCCAUGCUGAUGUGGAGGGCAGCUGGACUCGAGAUGGCCUUCGGCUCCAGCCGGGACCCACGUGCCAGCUGGUGGUGCACGGCCCCACCCAUACCCUUACGCUGUCUGGGCUGCAGAGGCAGGACAGUGGCCUGGUUUCCUUCAGGGCGGAGGGCGUGCACACAUCUGCGCGGCUGAUGGUCACUGAGCUGCCUGUGAAGUUCAGCCGCCCUCUGCAGGAUGUGGUGGCCACGGAAAAGGACAAGGUGGUCCUGGACUGUGAGCUGUCACGCCCCAAUGUGGAUGUGCGCUGGUUGAAGGAUGGUGCGCAGCUGCAGGUGAGCAAGACAGUGGGCAUGGUGGCCCAGGGGGCCUGCAGGAGUCUCAUCAUUUACCGAUGUGAGCGUGGGGACCAGGGCGUGUAUGUGUGUGACGCCCACGAUGCUCAGAGCUCGGCCUCCCUGACGGUGCAAGGCCGAAAUGUCCAGAUCGUGAGGCCUCUGGAGGAUGUGGAAGUGAUGGAGAGGGAGGGUGCCACCUUCUCCUGCGAGGUGUCCCACGAUGAGGUGCCUGCCCAGUGGUUCCGGGAGGGCAGCAAGCUUCGGCCCAGUGACACUGUGCGGAUCCGCCAGGAAGGAAGGACAUACACUCUCAUCUAUCGGAGGGUCCUGGUGGAAGAUGCAGGGGAAAUCAAAUUUGUAGCACAAUGUGCAGAAUCACGAGCCCAGCUCCGAGUAAAAGAGCUGCCAGUAUCCAUCCUACGCCCACUGCGGGACAAGAUCGCGAUGGAGAAGCACCGCGGUGUGCUCGAGUGCCAGAUGUCGAGGGCCAGUGCCCAGGUGCGGUGGUUCAAGGGCAGCGUGGAACUGCAGCCCGGGGCCAAGUAUGAGAUGGUCAGUGACGGCCUCUACCGCCAGCUGGUCAUCAACGCCGUCCAGCCUGAGGACGAGGACACUUAUACCUGUGAUGCUGGCGAUGUUAAGACCAGUGCCCAAUUCUUUGUGGAAGAGCAAUCCAUCACUAUCGUGCGGGGCCUGCAGGAUGUGACGGUGGUGGAGCCCGCCCCUGCCUGGUUCGAGUGUGAGACCUCCAUCCCCUCGGUGCGGCCGCCUAAGUGGCUCCUGGGGGAGACGGUGCUGCGGGCAGGGGCUGACGUGGGCAUGGAACAGGAGGGCACAGUGCACCGGCUGGCGCUGCGGCGUACCUGCUCCACCAUGACGGGGCCGGUGCACUUCACCAUCGGCAAAUCACGCUCCACCGCCCGCCUGGUCGUCUCAGACAUUCCCAUGGUGCUCACGCGGCCACUAGAGCCCAAGGUGGGGCGUGAGCUGCAGUCGGUAGUCCUGUCCUGUGACUUCAAGCCACCCCCCAAGACCGUGCACUGGUACAAGGAGGAGACACCCCUGGUGCCGUCUGACAAGUUCAAGAUGGGGCUGGAGGGCCACAUGGCAGAGCUGCGCAUCCUGCGGCUCACGCCCGCGGAUGCUGGUGUCUACCGGUGCCAGGCCGGCAGUGCCCAGAGCAGCGCUGAGGUUACUGUGGAAGCGCGGGAGGUGACGGUGACGCAGCCGCUGCAGGACUUGGAGGUCACGGAGGAGGGCUGUGCCUGCUUCUCCUGCGAGCUGUCCCACGAGGACGAGGAGGUGGAGUGGUCGCUCAAUGGGACGCCACUGUGCAACGACAGCCUCCACAAGAUUACCCAUGAGGGCCGCCGCCACACGCUGGUGCUGAAGCAGGUCCAACAGGCUGACACGGGCACUGUAUGCGCCUCCUCGCCCAAGGUUAUGGCCUCGGCCCGCCUGGAGGUCAAAGGGAAGCCGGUGGUGUUCCUGAAGGCGUUGGACGACGUGUCCGUGGAGGAGUGGGGCACGCUGACCUUGCGGUGCGAGGUCUCUGACCACCAGGCUCGUGUGGUGUGGCGAAAGGACGGCAUGGAGUUGGGCCCCAGUGACAAGUAUGACUUCCUGUACACAGCGGGCACUCGGGGACUCGUGGUGCACAACCUGAGCAGGGACGAUGCUGGCCUGUACACCUGCGACGUGGGCACUGAUGAGACCCGUGCCCAUGUCACCGUGCACGACCUGCACGUGGGCAUCACCAAGAGGCUGAAGACAGUGGAGGUGAUGGAGGGCGAGAGCUGCAGCUUUGAGUGCGUCCUGUCCCAUGAGAACACUGGCGAUGUUGCUGUAUGGAUGGUUGGUGGGAAAACGGUGGGCAGCUCUGGCCGCUUCCGGGCCACACGCCAGGGCCGCAAGUAUACGCUGGCUGUCCGAGAUGCUCUGCCAAGUGACGCUGGGGAGGUGGUCUUCUCUGUGCGGGACCUCACCUCCAAGGCCUCGCUCAUCAUCAGAGAGAGGCCAGUUGACAUUGUGAAGCCACUGGAAGACCAGCGGGCCGUGCUGGGUGAGGAUGUGGUGUUGAGGUGUGAGCUGUCACGGGAGGGGACCCCAGUGUGCUGGCUGAAGGAUGGGAAAGCCAUUCGCAAGAGUAAGAAGUAUGAGCUUCUCGUCGAAGGCACUCGAGCCAUGCUGGUCAUCCAUGCAGCCUCACUCAAAGAUUCUGGCGAGUACACGUGUGAGACGGAGUCUUCCAAAAGCACAGCCAGCCUCCGAGUGGAAGAAAAGCCAAACCAGUUCACGGAGGAGCUGACUGACCUGCAGGUGGAGGAGAAGGGCACAGCUGUGUUCGCCUGCAAGACGGAGCGCCCCGCGGCCUCAGUGACCUGGCGCAAGGGCCUCACAGAGCUGCAAGCCUCGGAGAAGCAUGCUCCCAGCCAGGAGGGCCUGACCUUGAAGCUCACCAUCAGCGCCCUGGAGAAGGCGGACAGUGACACUUACACCUGUGACAUCGGCCAGGCCCAGUCCCAGGCUCGGCUCCUGGUGAAAGGCCAGAAAGUGCUCAUCACGGAGGACCUGGAGGACCUGGAGGUGCAGGAGGGCUCCUCGGCCACCUUCUGCUGCCGUAUCUCCCCUGCCGACUACAAGCCCGUCCACUGGUUCUUGGACAAAACCCCGCUGUCUGCCAAUGAACUCAAUGAGAUCGAGGUCCAGCCGGGUGGCUACCAUGUGCUUACCCUGCGGCAGCUGACCCUCAAGGACUCAGGUACCAUCCAUUUUGAGGCAGGCGACCAGCGGACCUCAGCUGCCUUGCAGGUCGCAGAGAAGCCAAGUGUUUUCUCCCGGGAGCUCACAGAUGCCACAGUCAUGGAGGGGGAAGAUCUGACCCUGGUCUGUGAGACUGCUGCUUUAGACAGCCCUGUGUGCUGGACCAAGGAUGGGAAGGCCCUGCGGCCGUCGGCUCGGUGCCGUCUGAGCUAUGAGGGCCGCCGAGCCCAACUGGUCAUCACUGACACCACCCUUCAGGACGGUGGGCACUACAAGUGUGAGGCUGGGGGUGCCUGGAGCAGCUCCACUGUCAGGGUCCAUGCUCAGCCAGUGCGGUUCCGAGAGGGGCUGAAGGACGUGGAGGUGCUGGAGGGUGGUGCUGCCACACUACACUGCAUGCUGUCAUCGGCGGCCAUGCCCGUGGAGUGGCGUCGUGGAGAUGAAGUUGUGCAGCCUGGAGACAAGUACAGCCUGCGGCAGGAGGGUACCAUGCUGGAACUGCUCAUCCGGGACCUGCAACCUCAGGACAGCGGGCAGUACUCCUGCUGCUUCGGGGACCAGAUGACAUCGGCCAGGCUCACUGUACAGGCCCUACCUGCUGAGUUCAUAGGAAGACUGAGAAGCAAGGAGGCCACAGAAGGGACCACGGCCACACUGCACUGCGAGCUGAGCAAGCCAGCCCCUGUGGAGUGGAGGAAGGGGCCUGAGACCCUCAGAGCUGGAGACAGAGUGAGCCUGAGGCAGGACGGAGCCGUGUGUGAGCUGGAGAUCCGUGGCCUGACCGUGGAGGAUGCUGGGGAGUACUCGUGUGUGUGCGGGCAGGAGAGGACAUCAGCCACGCUCACCGUCAGGGGCCUGCCUGCCAAGUUCACAAAGGGUCUGAGGAAGGAAGAGGCCAGGGAAGGGACCACGGCCACGCUGCACUGUGAACUGAGCAAGGCAGCCCCUGUGGAGUGGAGGAAGGGGCCCGAGACCCUCAGAGCCGGGGACAGAGUGAGGCUGAGGCAGGACGGGGCCGUGUGUGAGCUGGAGAUCCGUGGCCUGGUUGUGGCAGAUGCCGGGGAGUACUCAUGCGUGUGUGGUCAGGAGAAAACCUCAGCCACGCUCACUGUCAGGGCUCUGCCUGCUGAGUUCAUAAGAAGACUGAGAAGCAAGGAGGCCAUGGAAGGGGCCACGGCCACACUGCACUGCGAGCUGAGCAAGGCAGCCCCUGUGGAGUGGAGGAAGGGGCCUGAGACCCUCAGAGCUGGAGACAGAGUGAGCCUGAGGCAGGAUGGAGCCGUGUGUGAGCUGGAGAUCCGUGGCCUGGUUGUGGCAGAUGCUGGGGAGUACUUGUGUGUGUGCGGGCAGGAGAGGACAUCAGCCACACUCACUGUCAGAGCCCUGCCCACCAAGUUCACAAAGGGUCUGAGGAAGGAGGAGGCCACAGAAGGGACCACGGCCACACUGCGCUGCGAGCUGAGCAAGACGGCCCCCGUGGAGUGGAGGAAGGGGCCCGAGAUCCUCAGAGCCGGGGACAGAGUGAGCCUGAGGCAGGACGGGGCCGUGUGUGAGCUGGAGAUCCGUGGCCUGGCUGUGGCAGACACUGGGGAGUACUUCUGCGUGUGUGGGCAGGAGAGGACCUCAGCCACGCUCACUGUCAGGGCCCUGCCUGCCAAGUUCACAAAGGGUCUGAAGAAUGAAGAAGCCAUGGAAGGGGCUACAGCCACCCUGCGCUGUGAGCUGAGCAAGGUGGCCCCUGUGGAGUGGAGGAAGGGGCCCGAGACCCUCAAACCUGGGGACAGAGUGAGCCUGAAGCAGGACGGGGCCAAGUGUGAGCUGCAGAUACAUGGCCUGGUUGUGGCGGACGCCGGGGAGUACUUGUGUGUGUGCGGACAGGAGAGGACUUCUGCCACACUGGCCAUCAGGGCCCUGCCUGCUCGGUUCAUCCAAGAUCUGAAGACCAAGGAGGCCACAGAAGGGACCACGGCCACACUGCACUGCGAGCUGAGCAAGGCAGCCCCUGUGGAGUGGAGGAAGGGGCCCGAGACCCUCAGAGCCAGGGACAGAGUGAGGCUGAGGCAGGACGGAGCCAUGUGUGAGCUGGAGAUCCGUGGCCUGGUUGUGGCAGAUGCCGGGGAGUACUCAUGCGUGUGUGGGCAGGAGAAAACCUCAGCCGUGCUCACCGUCAAGGCCCUACCUGCUGAGUUCAUAGGAAGACUGAGAAGCAAGGAGGCCACAGAAGGGACCACGGCCACACUGCACUGCGAGCUGAGCAAGGAAGCCCCUGUGGAGUGGAGGAAGGGGCCUGAGACCCUCAGAGCUGGAGACAGAGUGAGCCUGAGGCAGGACGGAGCCGUGUGUGAGCUGGAGAUCCGUGACCUGACUGAGGAGGAUGCUGGGGAGUACUCGUGUGUGUGCGGGCAGGAGAGGACAUCAGCCACGCUCACCGUCAGGGGCCUGCCUGCCAAGUUCACAAAGGGUGUGAAGAAGGAAGAGGCCACGGAAGGGGCCACGGUCACGCUGCGCUGUGAGCUGAACAAGGCAGCCCCUGUGGAGUGGAGGAAGGGGCCCGAGACCCUCAGAGCCGGGGACAGAGUGAGCCUGAGGCAGGACGGGACCGUGUGUGAGCUGGAGAUCCGUGACCUAGUUGUGGCAGAUGCCGGGGAGUACUCGUGUGUGUGUGGGCAGGAGAAAACCUCAUCCACCCUCACUGUCACGGCCCUUCCCACCAAGUUCACAAAGGGUCUGAGGAAGGAGGAGGCCACAGAAGGGGCCACAGCGACACUGCACUGCGAGCUGAGCAAGGCAGCCCCUGUGGAGUGGAGGAAGGGGCCUGAGACCCUCAGAGCUGGAGACAGAGUGAGCCUGAGGCAGGACGGAGCCGUGUGUGAGCUGGAGAUCCGUGGCCUGACUGAGGAGGAUGCUGGGGAGUACUCGUGUGUGUGCGGGCAGGAGAGGACAUCAGCCACGCUCACCGUCAGGGGCCUGCCUGCCAAGUUCACAAAGGGUGUGAAGAAGGAAGAGGCCACAGAAGGGGCCACGGUCACGCUGCACUGUGAGCUGAACAAGGCAGCCCCUGUGGAGUGGAGGAAGGGGCCCGAGACCCUCAGAGCCGGGGACAGAGUGAGCCUGAGGCAGGACGGAGCUGUGUGUGAGCUGGAGAUCCGUGACCUGACUGAGGAGGAUGCCGGGGAGUACUCUUGUGUGUGCGGGCAGGAGAGGACUUCUGCCACGCUGACCAUUAGGGCCCCACAGGUGGUGUUCAGGAAGCCGCUGCAGAGCCUGCAGGCUGAGGAGGGCACCUCAGCCAGCCUGCGGUGUGAGCUGUCUGAGCCUGGCGCUGCCGUGGUCUGGAGUAAGGGUGGCCUGGAGCUGCAGGCUGACGAGCGCUGGGAGCCACAGCAGCGGGGCCACGUGGCAGAGCUGGUGCUUCGGGACUUGCGCCGGGAGGACACUGGAGAAUACACCUGCACCUGUGGCUCCCAGGCCACCAGCGCCACCCUCACCGUCACAGUUGCACCCGUGAGGUUCCUUCGGGAGCUGCAGGCCCAGGAGGUAGACGAGGGCGCAACGGCACACCUGCGCUGUGAGCUGAGCCGGGCAGGCGCCAGCGUGGAGUGGCGCAAGGGCUCCCUGCAGCUCUUCCCCUGUGCCAAGUACCAGAUGGUGCUGGAGGGCACAGCCGCUGAGCUGCUGGUGCACGGUGCUGAGCAGGAGGAUGCCGGCCACUACACCUGCGACACAGGCCACGCACAGAGCACUGCGAGCCUCUCUGUCCGCGCCCCUAGGCCCAUGUUUAAGACGGAGCUGCAGAGUGCAGAGCAGGAGGUGGGUGGUGUGGCCCAGCUGUGCUGCCAGCUGAAUGACUCAGAGCCUGGGGCCCCCGUGCUGUGGCUCAAGGAGGGUGUGGAACUGCAAGGGAGUCCCAAGUAUGAGAUGCGACGCAAGGGGGCCACGUGUGAGCUACUGAUCCACGGACUUGAGGCCAAGGACGCGGGCGAGUACGCCUGCAUGGUGGGCAGCCAGAAAACCUUGGCCUCCCUCAAAGUCAAAGAGCCUGAGGUGACCAUCGUGCGGGGCCUGGUUGACACCGAGGUGCAAGCCGACGGGGAAGCAGAGUUCAGCUGUGAAGUGUCACGGGCUGAGGCCGUGGAUGUGGAGUGGCGCCUCCAGGGCCUGCCACUGCAGAGCAAUGAGGUGACCGAAGUGGCCGUGCGGGGUGGCCGCACCCAUACACUGCGGCUGAAGAGCGUGACUCCCGAGGAUGCGGGCAUUGUCUCCUUCCACGUGGGCCUCCACACAUCCUCUGCCCAACUCACCGUCACAGCCCCUGAGGUGACCAUCCUGGAGCCCCUGCAGGAUGUGCAGCUCAGCGAGGGCCAGGACGCCCACUUCCAGUGCCGACUGUCAAGGGCCUUGGGCCAGGAGGCCCGCUGGGCCCUGGGAGGGGUGCCCCUGCAGACCAACGAGAUGAACGACAUCACAGUGGAGCAUGGCACACUCCACUUGCUCACCCUGCACAAGGUGACCCCUGAAGAUGCCGGAACCAUCAGUUUCCAAGUGGGCUCAUGUCGCUCAGAGGCCCAGCUGAAGGUCACAGAGGCAGCACCGUGCCUGGUACGUGGCUUACAGAACGUGGACGUCUUUGCGGGGGAGGUGGCCACGUUCUCCUGUGAGGUGUCCCGUGCGGGUGGGCCGGAGGCCCACUGGUGGCUGGAUGGGACCCUGCUGCAGGACGGCCCCCAGAGUGCCAUCUCCGUGCAUGAUGGGACCUUCCACUCCCUCACGCUCUCAGGCCUGGGGGUCGCUGACUCAGGCACCAUCACCUUCCGGGCAGGGCCCCUGGUCUCCAGGGCCAAGUUGUUGGUCAAAGAUCCCACAGUGGAAGUGGUCAGUGCCAUGCAGGACCUGGCAGUGGAGGAGGGUGGCCCGGCUGAACUCCUCUGCCAGUACUCACGGCCCGUGCAGGCCACGUGGAAGAUGGACGAGCAGGAGGUGUGCGCUGAUGGGCGCCGUGUCAUCAUAGAGCAGGACUGGACCGUGGCCAGGCUGUCCUUCAGGCCGGCCUUGCCCUGCGACAGCGGCAUCUAUACUUGUGAGGCCGCGGGCACCCGCGUGGUGGCCCUGCUGCAAGUGCAAGCCAAGAACACUGUGGUGAGAGGCCUGGAAAACGUGGAGGCGCCUGAGGGCGGUGAGGCGCUGUUCAAGUGCCUCUUGUCGCGGCCGGAGGUGGCAGCCCACACCUGGCUGCUGGAUGACGAGCCGGUGCGCACCUCUGAGAACGCCGAGGUGGUUUACUUUGAGGACGGCCUGCGGCACCUGCUGCUGCUCAGAAACCUGCGGCCUCAAGACAGCUGCCGGGUGACCUUCCUGGCGGGGGACAUGGUGACAUCUGCGUUCCUCACAGUCCGAGGCUGGCGCUUGGAGGUCUUGGAGGCACCCCGGGACACGGCCGUGCUGGCCGGGGGGCGGGCCAGCUUCAGCUGCACGCUCAGCGAGACAGUGCCGGUGGGUGAGGCGACCUGGUACAUAAAUGGAGCCCCGGUGCAGCCUGACGACGCAGACUGGACAGUCACCGCCGAAGGCAGCCAGCACACCCUGCUGCUGCACCGGGCCCAGCUGCACCACGCCGGCGAGGUCACCUUCGCCGCCCGUGAUGCCGUGGCCUCUGCGAGGCUCACUGUGCUGGGCCUCCCCGACCCCCCAGAGGACGCCGAGGUGGUGGGGCGCACUGGCAGCUCCGUGACACUGUCUUGGGUGGCUCCCGCGAGUGACGGCGGAGGCGGUCUCCGUGGCUAUCGGGUAGAGAUGAAGGCAGCGGCCACAGGAGAGUGGCAGCUGUGCCAUGAGCUGGUGCCCGGGCCCGAGUGCCUGGUGGAUGGCCUGACCCCCGGGGAGACCUACCGCUUCCGUGUGGCCGCAGUGGGCGCGGCAGGCGCUGGGGAGCCUGUGUACCUGCCCCAGACAGUGAGGCUUGCAGAGCCCCAGGAGCCCACGCCUGCACCCCCUGCCCCUGAGAGCCGGCAGGUGGCAGCUGGGGAGGACUUGGGCCUGGAGUGUGAGGUGGCCGAGGCCGGUGAGGUCAUCUGGCUGAAGGGAACAGAGCGCAUCCAGCCCAGCGGGCGCUUCCAGCUUCUCUGCCAGGGUCAGCGGCAGACGCUGUUGAUUCGGGACUUCUCAGCGGAGGACCAGGGCGAGUAUCGCUGCGCCCCUGCACGGGAUCCGGUCUCUGUGGCAGCUGCUGCCUUCCAGGUGGUGCUGACCCCAGAAUCUGGGGAUGAGGUCCCUACACAGCCCAGCCUGCCCCCUGAGGCGGCCCAGGAAGGCGACCUGCAUCUCCUGUGGGAGGCCCUGGCCCAGAAGCGCCGCAUGAGCCGAGAGCCUACGCUGGACUCCAUCAGCGAGCUGCCCGAGGAGGAUGGACGCCCGCAGCGCCUGCGGCAGGAGGUGGAGGAGGUGGCUCCUGACCUCUCUGAGGACUCUUCCACGGCUGACGAGCUGACACGCACUGGCGAGGCUGACCUCUCACACACCAGCUCUGACGACGAGUCCCGUGCGGGCACUCCUUCCCUGGUUACCUACCUCAAGAAGGCUGGGAGGGCCAGUGCCUCACCACUGGCCAGCAAGGUUGAGGCCCCAGCAGCCCCUUCUGGGAAGCCACAAAAGCAGCAGGAGAAGCCAGCCUCAGUACCCCCACCACCAGGAGACCUGAGCGUUGGGGACUUGGGUGACCUAUCCAUGGACAAGGCAGCAGUGAAGAUCCAGGCUGCCUUCAAGGGUUAUAAGGUCCGGAAGGAGAUGCAGCAGCAGGAGGGGCCUGUGUUCUGCCGCACGUUUGGGGACACCGUGGCACAGGUGGGAGAUGUCCUGCAUCUGGAGUGUGUAGUGUCCAGCAAGACAGAUGUGCGUGCCCGCUGGCUGAAGGACGGUGUGGAGCUGACUGAUGGCCAGCACCACCACACUGACCAGCUUGGGGAUGGCACUUGCUCUCUGCUGGUCACUAGCCUGGGCCGGGCCGACGCUGGCCACUAUACCUGUCAGGUGAGCAACAGGUUUGGCCGUGUGGCCCACAGCGCCUGUGUGGCGGUCAGUGGGACGGAGAGUGAGACCGAGAGUUCCUCCGGGAGUGAGCUGGAUGACACCCUCCGCCGGGCCGCCCGGCGGCUGUACCGCCUCUUCCGCACGAAGGGCCCGGCAGAGGUUUCAGAUGAGGAGAUCUUCAGUGCUGACGAGGGCAAGGCGGAGCCCGAGGAGCCUGGGGACAGGCAGACAUACCGCGAAGAUGAACAGUCCAUCUGCAUCCGCUUCGAGGAGCUUGCCGAGGCCCGCCGGGCAGCCACCUGCUUCCAGGACAUGUUUGGCACGCUGGACAACAGAGUGGACAUCAGCCUGUCAGAGCAGGGGCUGCAUGGGGUGGAGAUGCGCAUUGGCAAGGUGGCCCCCACCCCCGCAGCGCCUCCGGAGCCAGUACUGGCCGCAGAGGCAGCCCCGGUGUUCCUGACUGAGCUACAGAAUCAGGAGGUGCUGGAUGGGUACCCCGUGAGCUUUGACUGUGUGGUGACAGGCCAGCCCGUGCCCAGUGUGCGCUGGUUCAAGGACGGGAGGGUGCUGGAGGAGGAUGACCACUACAUGAUCAGUGAGGACCAGCAGGGCGGCCACCAGCUCAUCAUCACAGCUGUGGUGCCAGCAGACAUGGGUGUCUACCGCUGCCUGGCUGAGAACAGCGUGGGUGUGUCCUCUACCAAAGCGGAGCUCCGCGUGGACCUGACCAGCACCGACUACGACACUGCUGCAGAGGCCACGGAAACCUCGUCCUAUUUCAGCGCCCGAGGCUACCUGUCCAGCCGGGAGCAGGAGGGCACGGAGUCUACCUCAGAGGAGGGGCAGCUGCCGCAGGUCGUGGAGGACCUGAAAGAUCUCCAGGUGGCCCCCGGCACAGGUCUGGCCAAGUUCCAGCUCAAGGUGAAAGGCUACCCCACGCCUCGACUGUACUGGUUCAAAGAUGGGCAGCCCCUGACUGCAUCUGCACACAUCUGCAUGACGGACAGGAAGACACUGCACACCCUGGAGAUUGUCUCGGUCACCAGAGAGGAUGCUGGCCAGUACUCGGCCUACAUCAGCAACACCGUGGGUGCUGCUUACUCGUCUGCUCGGCUGCUGGUCCGAGGCCCCAAUGAACCAGAAGAGAAGCCAGCAUUCGAUGUACACCAACAGCUGGUGCCACCCCGAUUCCUGGAGAAGUUCACCUCCAAGAAGGUGAAGAAGGGCUCCAGCAUCACCUUCUCAGUGAAGGUUGAAGGAGACCCACCCCCAGCUGUGCAUUGGCUGCGGGAGGAGGCUGAGCAGGGCGUGCUGUGGAUCGGCCGCCACACGCCGGGCUACACAGUGGCCAGCUCUGCCCAGCAGCACAACCUGGUCCUUCUGGAUGUGGACCGACAGCACCAGGGCACCUACACCUGCAUCGCCACAAACGCUGCUGGCCAGGCCCUCUGUUCCGCAAGCUUGCACGUCUCUGGCUUACCUAAGGAGACUGGGGCAGCGGAGGAGCAGGCCAGGGUGAAGGAGGCCCUCAUCUCCACCUUCCUGCAGGGGAUCCAAGCUGUUUCCGAACAGAUGUCGGAACCUUCAGGUUUCACUGACCUCGCUGGGCAGAGGAAAGGAGAGCUCCCGGCAGCAGAGGCCUGUGGCCACCUGUCCUUGGCCGAGGUGGGCACGGAGGAGUUCCUGAAGAAGCUCACUUCGCAGAUCACAGAGAUGGUGUCAGCCAAGAUCACACAGGCCACACUGCAGGUGCCUGGAGGUGACAGCGAUGAGGAGUCCAAGACGCCGUCCGCGUCCCCCCGGCAUGGCCGGUCACGCCCCUCUUCCAGCGUCCAGGAGUCAUCCUCAGAGUCCGAGGAUGGAGACUCCCGGGGAGAGAUCUUUGACAUCUAUGUGGUCACGGCUGACUACCUGCCCCUGGGGGCUGAGCAGGAUGCCAUCUUGCUGCGGGAGGGCCAGUAUGUGGAGGUGCUGGACUCGGCGCACCCGCUGCGCUGGCUUGUGCGUACCAAACCCACCAAGUCCAGCCUCUCUCGGCAAGGCUGGGUGUCUCCUGCCUACCUGGACAGGCGGCUCAAGCUGUCACCUGAGUGGGGGCCAGCUGAGGCCCCUGAGUUCCCCGGGGAGGCUGUAUCAGAGGAUGAGUACAAGACGAGGCUGAGCUCCAUCAUCCGGGAGCUGCUGAGCUCGGAGCAGACCUUUGUGGGCAAGCUGCAGUUCCUGCAGAACCACCACAUGCAGUACCUGGACCACUGCCCCCACGUGCCCACGGCCGUGGCCAGCCAGAAGGCAGUCAUCUUCCGAAAUGUGCAGGACAUCAGCCACUUCCACAGCAGCUUCUCACAGGAGCUGCACAGCUGCGACACGGAUGAUGACGUGGCCAUGUGCUUCAUCAAGAACCAGGCAGCCUUUGAGAAGUAUCUGGAGUUCCUGGUGGGCCGAGUGCAGGCUGAGUCGGUGAUGGUCAGCAUGGCCGUGCAGGAGUUCUACAAGAAAUACACUGAGGAGGUGCUGUCAGCCGCAGAUCCUUCGCAACCACCCCCGCCGUCCCUGCAGCACUUCCUGGAGCAGCCGGUGGAGCGGAUCCAGCAGUACCAGGCCCUCCUCAAGGAGCUGAUCCGCAACAAGGCGCGGAAUGGACAGAACUGUGCACUGCUAGAGCAGGCCUACGCAGUGGUGUCGGCCCUGCCGCAGCGUGCCGAGAACCAGCUGCACGUGUCGCUCAUGGAGAACUACCCGGGCACCCUGGAGGCUCUAGGCGAGCCCAUCCGCCAGGGCCACUUCAUUGUGUGGGAGGGGGCACCGGGUGCGCGGAUGCCGUGGAAGGGCCACCACCGGCAUGUCUUCCUGUUCCGCCACCACCUGGUGGUCUGCAAGCCCAGGCGAGACUCGCGCACUGACACCUUCAGCUACGUCUUCCGGAACAUGAUGAAGCUGAGCAACAUCGACCUGAACGACAAGGUGGAGGGCGAUGACCGUGCCUUCGAGGUUUGGCAUGAGCGGGAGGACUCAGUACGCAAGUACCUGCUGCAGGCGCGGACGGUCAUCACCAAGAACUCCUGGGUGAAGGAGAUCUGUGGCAUCCAGCAGCGCCUGGCCCUGCCCGUGUGGCGCCCCCCGGAUUUUGAAGAGGAGCUGGCCGACUGCACGGCUGAGCUGGGCGAGACAGUCAAACUGGCCUGCCGUGUGACGGGCACACCCAAGCCCAUUGUGAGCUGGUACAAAGAUGGGAAGCCAGUGGAGGCGGACCCUCAUCACAUCCUCAUUGAAGACCCUGAUGGCUCGUGUGCCCUCAUCCUGGACAACCUGACUGGUGUCGACUCUGGCCAGUACAUGUGCUUUGCAGCCAGUGCUGCUGGCAAUGCCAGCACCCUGGGCAAGAUCUUGGUGCAAGUCCCGCCUCGGUUUGUGAACAAGGUCCGGGCAGUGCCCUUUGUGGAAGGAGAAGAUGCCCAGAUCACCUGCACCAUCGAAGGUGUCCCACACCCUCAGAUCAGAUGGUACAAGGAUGGGGCCCUGCUGACCCCUGGGGGCAAAUACCAGACCCUGAGUGAGCCCCGCAGCGGCCUGCUGGUGCUGGAGAUCCGGGCAGCUGGCAAGGAGGACCUGGGCCUCUAUGAGUGUGAGUUGGUGAACCGGCUGGGCUCCAAACGAGGCGGCGCGGAGCUGUUCAUGCAGGGCCCGGCGCUGCAGGCCCGAGAACAGCAGCACGUGGGGCAGCUCGCUGCCGUGGAAGAUGCUGCCAUCCCACCCCCAGAUGCCCUGGGGCAAGUGGACCAGGAGAGCACAUCCAUCCAGAGGACAGUGAUGUACCCUGAGGCGCCGGGACCCACCACAGCGGAACACACCAGCCCCGGCCCCAGACCUGGGGGGCCACCUGGACUCCAGGAGGCCGGCCAGAAUCCCCCAGGAGUGGAGGCUGGGGAUGCACCCGGCGAGCCCCGGAAGGUGCCGCAACCUCCCUCCCACGAGGGCCUGGAGCAGAACUCUCGGGCACACGCUGAGGUCCAGGAACGCAUGGUGCCCAUCCGGAUGGAGGGCGCUGCCUGCCCCAGGGCAGGUGCAACAGAGCUCUGGGACAUCCACAGCCACGUGUUCACAGAGACGAAGCACAGGACAUUUGUGUACCAGGCCAGCGACAUGUGUGCCACAAGGCCCCCAUCCAUGCAGGUCACGAUUGAGGAUGUGCAGGCCCAGAGGGGCGGCGUGGCGCAAUUCCAGGCUGUCAUUGAGGGCAACCCGCAGCCCACAGUGACCUGGUAUAAGGACGGUGCCCAGUUGGUGGAUGGCCCCCGGCUCAGCCAGCAGCAGGAAGGGACCACAUACUCCGUGGUACUAAGGGAUGUGGCCCAGCAUGACGCUGGUGUCUACACAUGCCUGGCCCACAACGCUGGUGGCCAGGUGCUAUGCAAGGCAGAGCUGCUGGUCCAUGGGGCUUCCCCCUCCCUGGCUACAGGCGACAGUGAGCAAAGCUCUAGGAGGAAACUGCACUCCUUCUACGAGGUCAAGGAGGAAAUUGGAAGGGGUGUGUUCGGCUUCGUGAAGAGGGUGCAGCACAAGGGCAACCAGAUGUCCUGCGCCGCCAAGUUCAUUCCCCUGCGGAGCAGGACACGUGUCCAGGCUUAUCGGGAGCGGGACAUCCUAGCAGGGCUGAGCCACCCACUGGUCACUGCACUGCUGGACCAGUUUGAGACCCGAAAGACCCUGAUCCUCAUCCUGGAGCUGUGCUCGUCGGAGGAACUGCUGGACCGCCUGUUCAGGAAGAGUGUGGUGACAGAGGCCGAGGUCAAGGUCUACAUCCAGCAGCUGGUGGAGGGGCUGCACUACCUGCACGGCCAAGGCAUCCUCCACCUGGACAUAAAGCCCCCCAACAUCCUGAUGGUGCAUCCUGCGCGGGAAGACAUUAAAAUCUGCGAUUUUGGCUUUGCCCAAAAAAUCACCCUGGCAGAGCCGCAGUACAGCAAGUACGGCUCCCCUGAGUUUGUGGCCCCUGAGAUCAUCGAGCAGACCCCUGUGAGCGAGACCUCCGACAUCUGGGCCAUGGGGGUCAUCUCCUACCUCAGCCUGACCUGCUCGUCCCCAUUUGCUGGCGAGAGUGACCGAGCAACCCUUCUGAAUGUCCUGGAAGGGCGGGUGUCCUGGAGUAGCCCCAUGGCCACCCACCUCACUGAGGAUGCCCAGGACUUCAUCAAGGCUGCUCUGCAGAAGGCCAUGGAGGCCCGGCCCAGUGCCGCCAAGUGCCUUGCCCACCCUUGGUUCCUGAAGUCUGUGCCUGCAGAGGAGGCCCACUUCAUCAACACCAAGCAGCUGAAGUUCCUCCUGGCCCGCAGCCGCUGGCAGCGCUCCCUGAUGAGCUACAAGUCCAUCCUGGUGAUGCGUUCCAUCCCGGAGCUGCUCCAGGGCCCGCCCGACAGCCCAUCCCUCGGGGUGGCCCGGCACCUGCGUGGUGAUGCCAGUGCCUCCUCCAGCAGCUCUUCCUCCUCCGACAACGAGCUGGCACCGUUUGCCCGGGCCAAGUCGCUGCCCCCCUCCCCGGUGACCCACUCCCCGCUGCUGCACCCCCGGGGCUUCCUGCGGCCUUCCGCCAGCCUGCCUGAGGAGGCCGAGGCCUGCCCACCCGCCGCAGCCUCGCCUCUGCCUGCGUCGCCCCAGGGUGCACAGCCCCCAGCUGCCCUGGGCUGUGUGCCCCGGCAGAGUGUCAUCCGAAGCCUGUUCUACCAGCAGGUGGGCGAGGGCCCAGAGCUGGGGGGCGUGUCCGCGGGCAGCAGACGGCACCCCGCCCGGCGGCGGCACCUGCUCAAGGGUGGCUACUUCUCGGGCGUCCUGCCCGGCCUUCGAGAGCCACUGCUGGAGCACCGUGCGCUGGAGGAGGAGGCUGCCAGGGAGGAGCAGGCCACCCUGAUGGCCGAAGCACCCUCCCUAGAGGCCGCCCUGCAGAUGCCCAGUGCAAGCGCCCAUGAGGCCUCUGGCUUCAGCCGCUCCCUGGACCUUGACUGGCUGAACACGGCCAGCCCCUCUGCCAAGGCCUGCAGCGAGGGGCAGUGUUCCGCUCUGGGCCCCUCGAGCCCUCAGGGGGCCCACGGAGAGAGCAUGCCUGGAGGGGAUGCACGUGCCAGGGAGGAGGAGCACCCAGAGGGGUCCCUGCAGGGGCUGAGACUACUUCCGUCCACCGGUGGUGAUGGGUGCUCCCCUCAGCAAGAGGGGUCAUUCCAGGACAGCUGUGGAGGGCAGGCUGCCCCUUUCUUUCAACCCCAGAGGAGUCCUGCCCCCCAGGACUGUGGCACCCCUGCUGCUUUGGCACCACAACCUCCUGGCUCCUUCCCGCCAGGGCACUGCACAGAGCCCCUCUUGACAUCCCCGAGCCCUUUCUUCUCAGGAAAGCCACAGGCCUCCCUCUCCCCAGCCCAAGCAAGCCCCCAGCCAGACUCUGAGAGAGGGCUGAAGGACAUCCCUCGUGCCGGGAGGCCCGAUCCACCCAAACCCCCAGAGCCAGCCUCCCAUGUGGGCAUGGAGCCCAGGCCCCCCUUGGACACUGAAGGCCUGUCCCAGGAGACAGAGGGCCUGUCCCAGCCUUCGCCCAGCCCACAGCGGCCUCAGGAGCUGGCAACCACACGGAAGUUCUCCCUGGGAUGCCAUGGGGGCUACGCGGGGGUGGUGGGCUACGGCACCUUUGCCUUUGGUGGGGAUGCCGGUGGCAUGCUGGGUCAGGGCCCCCUGUGGGCCAGAAUGUCCUGGGCCGCCUCUCAGUCCUCGGAGGAGGAGGAGGAGGAGGAGGCAGGGGCCGGGAGCCCACCACCCCAGGCCAGCACAGUGCCUCUACCUGAGGGUGGCAGGGCCCUCCCGAGGGCCUCCCAGGAGGUGAGCUCAUGGGAAGACUUAAGUGGGGGCUCUCAGGUGUCGCUCGUACAGAUCCGGGACCUGUCCAGGGACCUGGAAGCGGCUGACACUGUGUCUCUGGACAUCUCGGAGGUGGAUCCUGCCUACCUCAAUUUGUCUGACCUGUACGACAUCAAAUACCUCCCGUUGGAGUUCAUGACCUUCAAGAAGGUCCCCAAGCCUGUGGAGCCAGAGCUGCCACCCUCCCCCGAGUCUGAGGCUGGGGAGGAGCUGGCUGAGCUCCCAGAGGCCACAUGGUCCUGGCCGGGUAUUCUGGGCCCGCCAGAAAGCCUGGAGAUCACAGAGGAGCCAGAGGACAUGCAGGCCCUGCUCGGGGAGGCUGCUGGUGGCAGCAAGCGCAAGUGGUCACCCCCUUCCAGCAGUCUCUUCCACUUCCCCGGGAGGCAGUCACUGCUGGAGGAGCCCACAGAGCUGGGGCUACGCCGGAGAGUGAGGGCCUCGGUGGCCCAUAUCUCCCGCCUCCUGAGGGGCAGGCCCGCAGGUCUGGAGAAGGAAGGCCCCCGCAGGAAGAAGGCAGGCCUAGCUUCCUUCCGCCUAUCAGGCCUGAAGAGCAGGGACCAAGCACCAUCGUUCCUAAGGGAGCUCUCGGAUGAGAUGGUGGUCCUGGGCCAAUCUGUGACUCUGGCCUGCCAGGUGUCGGCCCAGCCAGUUGCACAGGCCACCUGGAGUAAAGAUGGGGCUCUUCUUGAGAGCAGCAGCCGCCUCCUCAUCUCCUCCACGCUCAAGAACUUCCAGCUUCUGACCAUCCUGGUGGUGACUGCCGAGGACCUGGGCGUGUACACGUGCAGUGUGCGCAACGAGCUGGGGACGGCGGCCACCACAGCCAUUCUCCGGAAGGCAGAGCGCCCCUCUUCCUCCCCACGCCCCGACAUCGGGGAGGUGUAUGCGGACGGGGUGCUGCUGGUCUGGAAGCCUGUGGAGUCGUAUGGCCCUGUGACCUAUAUCGUGCAGUGCAGCCUGGAAGGCGGCAGCUGGAGCACGCUGGCCUCGGACAUCUUUGACUGCUGCUACCUCACUGGCAAGCUUUCUCGGGGCGGGGUGUACACCUUCCGGACGGCCUGUGUCAGCAAGGCGGGCAUGGGCCCCUACAGCAGCCCCUCGGAGCAGGUCCUCCUGGGAGGGCCCAGCCACCUGGGUGAGCCACUCUGCAGGGCUCUACGGAAUGCGCCGUGCCACUUCACCUCUGAAGAGGAGAGCGGUGCCUCCGGGCCAGCCCAGCCCCUCCCCAGCAUGCAGACCUUCGCCUUCCAGACACAGAUCCGAAGGGGCCGCUUCAGCGUGGUGCGGCAGUGCCGGGAGAAGGCCAGUGGACGCGUGCUGGCUGCCAAGAUCGUGCCCUGCCACCCUGAGGACAGGACUGCCGUGCUGCGGGAAUACGAGACCCUCAAGGGCUUGCGCCACCCCCACCUGGCACAGCUGCAGGCUGCCUACCUCAGCCCCCGACACCUGGUCCUCAUCCUGGAGAUGUGCUCUGGGCCUGAGCUGCUCCCUUGUCUGGCCGAGAGGUCCUCCUACUCAGAAUCAGAGGUGAAGGACUAUCUGUGGCAGAUGCUAAGUGCUGCCCAGUACCUGCACGCCCAGGGUAUCCUGCAUCUAGACCUCAGGUCCGAGAACAUGAUUGUCACAGAGUACAACCUGCUCAAGGUCAUCGACUUUGGAAACGCCCAGAGCUCCGCCCAGGAGAGGGUCCUGCCCUCGGAGAGUUUCAAGGACUACGUGGAGACCAUGGCUCCGGAGCUCCUAGAGGGCCAGGGUGCCGUCGCGCAGACCGACAUCUGGGCCAUAGGUGUCACGGCCUUCAUUAUGUUGAGCGCUGAGUACCCGGUGAGCAGCGAGGGAACGCAAGACCUGCAGAAAGGCCUGCGCAAGGGGCUCAUCCAGCUGAGCCGCUGCUACGCGGGGCUGUCCGGGGGCGCUGUGGCCUUCCUCCGAAGCACGCUGUGCGCGCACCCCUGGGGCCGCCCAAGCGCGUCCAGAUGCCUGCAAUGCCCGUGGCUGACCGAGGAGGGCCCCGCCAGCUCCCAGCCUGCGGCCGUGACCUUCCCCACAGCAAGUCUGCGCGCCUUCGUGAGAGAGCGCGAGAAGAGGCGGGCGCUGCUGUACAAAAAACACAACCUGGCCCAGGUGCGCUGAACGCCUGGCCCUGUGGGACCGCACCUCUCAGUCUUUCAGGACGCCCUUCAUAUGCACACACACAUCAAUAAAAAGCAGAACUGGA